AAGGUUGAUUUUAUUCAUGAGAUUUUGUGAUUUGGAUAAGUUCCGAGCCUUGUGCACUUGUGGGAGCCGUCUCACGAGUGCACGGCGUCUGCCACAUCCCUGGAUUUGGGUUCUGGGGCGUGACAGAUUUAGUGGUAUCAGAGCUUAGGUUUGAUUAAGACUUUGUGAUGUGAGAGCCUAGGGUUAAGUAAAUACCUAGGAUAUGUUUUGAACUUGGCUAGUUAAGGGAUUUAGAACCGUGGUGAGACGAGUGAUGGGGUUAUACAAGGGACGAUUCUGAUUUGUGCUGCCUGAAUUUUCUGAUCUGCUUUGAUGAGAUAGUAAUUCAGUUAGUACCUGUUAUCUGCCGAUAGUGAGAAGUUUUGAAAUUUAUCUUGCUCACUAUGCUCUUAGGACCUUGUUUGAAACUUGGUCCUUUAUGAUGGUAUGCUUGGUUUUGGUUGUGGAAGGAUGUAUAAGGCCUUCCACAUUAGGUCUUUUGUUUGACUAUUCAUCUGGGCAUUCAUACAUGAAUGCAAACAUGGACAUACAUGAGCAUAUACAUGGGCAUUCAUGCAUGCACACAUGGGCAUUCAUGCAUGCACACAUGGGCGUUCAUACAUGCAUGUAUAAAGGCAUUCAUUCAUACAUGCAUAUGCAUGCAUUCAUCCGUUCAUGAUUCUGGGUAUCUGAGUGAUGUUUAUCCGUCUCGGAUGGAGUUCCAUCUUUUAGUUGGACUCAUCAUUAGAUUCCUUGUUAUGUGGUUGUGUUUGAUGAGUGCCGGGUCUUCAUUUGAGUCAAAGGUACCACAUAAUCACGCCGAUAACUCUUGAGAUUAGUUACUUGUGUUGAGGCGUGAAGUUAUCUCUUGCCUCCCAAAUGACCAUUGGAGAAGGUGGAGAUUGAGAUUGUUGUUGGCUUGUUAGAGUAGUGAUGAGUACCCAGUCCCUGUAAAGUGAAUGUGACUGUUAUACCCUUGUACUUGUUAGCCGUGUAUUGUGAGAAUGACUUCCCUGUUAGUGUUGUGGUUUGAUAUCAGAGUGGCGCAGCGGAAGCGUAGUAGGCCAUAUUCUGACAAUAGAAAGUCGAUGGGGCAUUUGUUUUGUCUUGGAUUGUGUGAAGCCAUUCACCAAUCUAGACAAUCCUAGAUUUGAGUUUUGGGGACAAAACUCCUUUUUAGGAGGGGUGGAUGUAAUAUCCCAAAAUUUUGGGGUAUUUUAGCAUUU
Rubroshorea leprosula is the source of this 1205-nucleotide messenger RNA. The record is from the annotation of a GenBank genome assembly. Lineage: Eukaryota; Viridiplantae; Streptophyta; Magnoliopsida; Malvales; Dipterocarpaceae.